Spinacia oleracea (spinach) is the source of this 1087-nucleotide messenger RNA. Its product is annotated as vacuolar protein sorting-associated protein 22 homolog 1. Gene Ontology annotation, biological process: protein transport to vacuole involved in ubiquitin-dependent protein catabolic process via the multivesicular body sorting pathway. Lineage: Eukaryota; Viridiplantae; Streptophyta; Magnoliopsida; Caryophyllales; Amaranthaceae. The transcript is spliced from 7 exons. The record is from RefSeq and is a predicted model, not a curated record. Gene Ontology annotation, cellular component: ESCRT II complex. The coding region runs from base 105 to 866 and encodes 253 amino acids.
GUUCUUUAUAACCUUCCUCAAAAUACUCGUUCGUAUCAAAAUCAGUCUGGUAAACCGAAGUCUCUCUCUCUCACCGGUGGAAGUGUGUGAAAUUUCGCCGGAAAAUGAAGCGGAGAGUAGGAAUCGGAGGUCUGCAGUCAUCUGCAGCAACUAGGAAUCAAUACCGAUUGAUCGGAGAAAGUUUAUCCGUUGUUAAAAAUGAUGUUAUGAUGGCGCAAUUAUCAACUUUUCGGUCUCAGCUUGAGGAUUUCGCCCGCAAACAUAAGAAUGAUAUUCGGAAAAACCCUACGUUCAGAGCUCAAUUUCAUGAGAUGUGCUCUAAAGUAGGGGUGGAUCCUCUUGCCUCAAACAAGGGUUUCUGGGCGGAGCUUCUGGGGAUUGGUGACUUUUAUUAUGAACUUGGGGUGCAAAUUGUUGAAAUAUGCUUGGCCACAAGAUCACUCAAUGGAGGCUUGAUAAACUUGCAGGAGUUAUUAGAUCUGCUACGUUUGAAACGAAAAAAUGCUCGUGAACCUGUAUCCGAGGAUGACUGUUUACGUGCUAUAUCUAAGCUGAAGGUUUUAGGUAGUGGGUUUGAGGUGAUAUCUGUUGGUAAGAAAAAGCUCAUACGGUCUGUUCCAACUGAGUUGAACAAGGAUCACAAUGCAAUUUUGGAGCUGGCUCAGGGUCAAGGGUUUGUGACGGUGGAAGAGGUAGAAAGUCGAUUGUCUUGGUCAGCAGGGCGUGCAAUUGAUGCUCUUGAUACUUUGUUAGAGGAAGGUCUUGCAAUGAUCGAUGACGGCCACAAAGAUGGAAAACGACGAUACUGGUUUCUUUGUGUGUCAUCCAUCUCUGCUGUUGUGGGUGCUGAUGCUAUUGCAAUUUGAUCCACCCUUAUACUCUCCUAAGGGGAGUACAACAUACAUACUCGUAACUGAUUGGAUCCUAACUUUAUAACAUCGUCAUCUCCUUUUUAAACUGAAUGUAAAAUUUGUAGUCAAUCCCUAUUCCAUUUUUUUUUCUUUUUUUAAUGAAAAUCUUACUAGACAACGCAGAAGGUUUAUUCGUUUUUUAUAUACGCCUCCGUUCCAGAGUGGGUCUUUUGCGA